CACCCCAGGCAGCAGCUUCAAGGGGACAGACGCAGCUUGAGUUCUGUCUCUCAUGUGAACACUGCUCCUGGUGGCCCCGUAUAGCUGCUGCUAUUACUGCAGGAAUAGGAAGAAGAAGGAGGUAGAGGAGCUUGGUUUGUCUGACCUUGGUGCCAGAGCUGGGGAAUGAUACAACUCACUCUGAGAACCAUGCUCAUUUCUCUUUGGGAAAAAGCCCCACUACAGACCCUCCUUCUCCUCUCUGCCUUCCUCGUGAUCCUGGCACAGUAUCUACAAAGGAGGAGGCGGCAUCUCAACUACCCCCCUGGUCCUCCUGGGUUGCCCAUAGUGGGCAACUUCUUCCAGUUGGACUUUACAAACCACCAAAAUAUAUUCCCAAAGCUUGCCAGGCAAUAUGGAAAUAUUUUCUGCACACGUGUUGGGAAUUUUACCUUUGUGAUGGUAUCUGGAUUGCCACUGAUCAAGGAGGUCCUAGUCAACCAAGACCAGGUGUUUAUUGAUCGUCCAGAUUUUCCCAUCCACUCCCAUGUCUUUAAAACAUUUGGUUUAGUAAUGUCUAAUGGCCAAGGGUGGAGACAGCAAAGAAGAUUUGCUCUAAUGACACUAAGGAACUUCGGUUUGGGAAAGAAGACCCUGGAAGAUCGAAUCAAGGAGGAGGCCAGGUAUCUCACUGAGGCUAUUGAGGAAGAAAAAGGACAGCCCUUUGACCCCCACUUUCAGAUCAACAAUGCUGUUUCUAACAUCAUCUGCUCCAUUACUUUUGGACAUCGCUUUGACUACCAUGAUUCUCAGUUUCGGGAGAUGCUGAAGACUUUGGAUGAUAUCAUGGUGCUUCAAGCCAGAUGGGAGUGUCAGCUCUUCAAUGUUUUUCCUGGGAUAAUGAAAUUCCUGCCAGGAGCUCACCUCAGAUCCUUUAGAAAAUGGAAGAAGCUGGAGUCUUUUGUAAAACAUGUGAUCAAACAACAUAAAGAAGAUCUAAAUCCAGACGACACCCGGGACUUCAUUGAUGCUUACCUGAAGGAGAUGUCCAAGGAAAACAUCCAUUCUAGUUUUCACGAAGAAAACCUGGUCUUUUGCACCUUGGACCUCUUCUUGGCUGGAACAGAGACAACUUCGACCACUCUAAGGUGGGCCCUGCUGUAUAUGGCUCUUUAUCCAGAGAUCCAAGGCAAAAUACAAGCUGAAAUUGACAGGGUGGUUGGCCAAUCAAGGCAGCCCACCAUGGCGGAUAAGGAGAAUAUGCCCUACACUAAUGCAGCCAUUCAUGAAGUUCAGAGAAUGGGUAAUAUUGUUCCUUUCAACGUGCCCAGGGUGGCCAUAGUUGAUACCACAGUGGCAGGAUACCACGUGCCAAAGGGGGCCAUACUGUCAACCAACUUGACUGGCUUGAACAGGGACCCCAAUGAGUGGGCUACCCCAGAAACCUUCAACCCAGAACAUUUUCUGGAGAAUGGACAAUUUAAGAAGAGAGAAGCCUUUCUGCCUUUCUCAAUAGGAAAGAGGGUCUGCCUGGGAGAACAGCUGGCUCGAACCGAGCUCUUCCUUUUCUUCACCUCCCUGCUCCAGAAAUUCAAGUUCCAGGCUCCCCCAAACUCCCACCUGAGCCCGAAAAUCCGAUAUGCGUCAACCCUCUCUCCUGCCUCCUACCAAAUCUGUGCCCUUCCUCGAGUGAAGUAGGCCAAGCUAGGCCUGUAGGGUGGUCUGCCAAGGGGGGCAUGGGGAAGGCAUCCUCAUCCCCUAAGAUCGUCAGCCCUUCCUUUUGUAGCUUAAAUGGAGAAAGGGAGAGAAGUCAAAGAGGCAAGAAGAGAGAGACAAAGGGAAGGUAUCUGUGGCGCAAUUCAAAGUUUCCUGCUCUGAAGAAGAAAAGCACUUAUGCUAUCAAAAGGAAAGCACAAGGAGUCCCUAUUGAACUUGGAGUCCAAGGACCUGGGUUCAAAUUCCAGCCUUGACACUUACUAGCUGGGUGACCUUUAGCAAGUCGUUUGAACUUCUGCCUCAGUUUGUACAUAUAAAAGGAAGAGGAUCUCUAAGGUCCUCUCCAGCUUAAAAUCUAAAACCUUGUGAUGCUACAAAGAGAGAACCAAAGUUUUUCCUCCUCGACCUCAAGCAGUGGGGCCAGAUUCAUUCUCUGUUUAGUAAAUUAUUGCUCUCCUGAUCUUAUAAAUCAUGUCAUGAAUGUGAUUUUAAGGCAGGGUUCAGAGAGUUUACAUAAGUUACAGGAGGCAUACACAGGUUGAUGAGGACAAUCCUUGGAAAUGCUUAUAGAUUAAAAACUCCUUGUGGGCAGAGACUCAUAUCUUUGGAUCUACUGCAUCCAGCCCAGUGCCUGAUGUGGAGAAAAAAACAAUAAAUAUUGCUGAUCGUUUCAUCUCUAACCCACUCACUUUCAUAUUCAUUACUUCCAUUGACUUUCACUCUAGGAGCUAGGAAUGCCUAUGCAUUCAGCAUUGCUAAUUUGUUAAAGUUCCUUAUUCCUGUAAAGGUUCCCUGUUAUUUUCAGAGAUGCUUACACAAGGUACAUUUCCAUGCUGGUAAAGGAAACUUUUGUAAUACCCCAGCCAAUCAGAAAGUUGUAAAGGCAGAUGUGAAUCAAUGUGCUCAAUGUUCUUCAUUUAUCAUUUGUGCUUCUCUUUCUAAUGUUCCUCCAUUAUACCCAUUAAAAUGCCGUGUGAAUUCACAAUGAGGUCCUUGUAUCAAAUGAGGUGGUCUCAGACCCAUUUCAUUGGUAAAUCUCUAGCCAUUGCUAAUAAAACAAUCAUGUCUGAAACUCA
Molecule: messenger RNA, 2771 nt
Organism: Trichosurus vulpecula (common brushtail)
Lineage: Eukaryota; Metazoa; Chordata; Mammalia; Diprotodontia; Phalangeridae
Product: cytochrome P450 2J2-like
Exons: 9
Coding region: 166-1677 (503 amino acids)
Biological process (GO): xenobiotic metabolic process
Cellular component (GO): intracellular membrane-bounded organelle; cytoplasm
Molecular function (GO): iron ion binding; heme binding; oxidoreductase activity, acting on paired donors, with incorporation or reduction of molecular oxygen, reduced flavin or flavoprotein as one donor, and incorporation of one atom of oxygen
Source: RefSeq, a predicted model, not a curated record